GUUGUGGCCACUCAGUGUAUCUGACACACUCUCCCUGUGAGGGGGUGGGGGAGUGUGUGUAACAUUGUCGGAUUGCUUCAGGGAUUGCAACACUCUUCCCACUCUACAAGAUAUCCACAGCUUCCCUCUGACAAUCUGCGCAUUGUGCGGGCGUCCACAUUUGCCACACAAACAUCUACGGACUCUUGGCUCCGUUAACAACCAAGACCACUGCACCCUCUCCAGCCCCGAACACCAAAGUCACACAGACAGCGUGAAACAACUUUGAUGGAGGAAAUGAUGGGUCAAAGCUUCAAUCUAGAUGACCAUGACUUUGACAAUAUCUUUGAAAACUAUUCGUACGAGUACGAUGUUGAACCCGGCGUAUCUCCCUGCAUCCCCCUGGUGAAGAAGUCGCUCAACGUGAUGUUGGCCGCGGUCUACAGCCUGGUGUGUCUCUUGGCCGUGACGGGGAAUGUACUGGUGUUGGUGGUCAUCCUUCACAACCGCCGCUCCAUCUCAUCCACGGACGUCUACCUGCUCCAUCUGGCCACGGCCGACCUGCUCUUUGCCCUCACCCUGCCCUUCUGGGCAGUGGACGCCGUGUCUGGCUGGGUGUUUGGUGACGCCAUGUGUAAGGUGAUCAGUAUGUUGCAGGAGGUGAACUUUUACAGUGGCAUCCUCCUGCUGGCCUGCAUCAGCGUGGACCGCUACCUGGCCAUUGUCCGCUCUGUCCAGUCGCACGGCCACAAGAGGCCGUGGAUGGUCAAACUGGUGUGUGCCGUCGUCUGGUUCGUGGCCCUGCUCCUGUCCUUGCCCGUCCUCUACAAGGGUGAGUUGAUCCAUGAUCGCAGGACCCUGUGCUACGAGAUCCUCGACGGACAAUCGGCCGACAUCUGGAGAACCGCCACCAGGUUCUUGCGGCACGUGAUGGGCUUCCUCGUGCCGCUGGCCGCCAUGGUCUUCUGCUACUCCGUCACCGUGUGGAAACUGUGCCAGACCAAGGGCUUCCAGAAGCAGAAAGCCAUGAAGGUCAUCAUCGCGGUGGUGCUGGCCUUCCUGGCGUGCUGGCUGCCCCACAACGUCACGGUGCUGGUCGACACGCUGAUGAGGAGCAAACUCAUCGAAGACUCUUGCGCCAAACGCGACCACUUGGACAGGGCUCUGUCCGCCACCCAAACCCUGGGCUUCACGCACAGCUGCAUCAACCCAAUCCUCUACGCAUUCAUCGGGGUGAAGUUCAGGAGGAACCUGGUGAAGAUCUUGGCUAAAUCUGGAAUCGUGAGGCGAGCGAUCAUCUCCAAGUACAGGAGGUCCAUGUCGUCCAUCUCUGAAUCUGGCCUCAUCUCCACCGCCAUCUACAUGGACCACGAUGUAAACGUCCGGGCCACUAAGUAACUGGCUGGGAAGGAACAUGAAGGGACUUACAGCCACAUCUAACCAUUGGAACGUC
Amblyraja radiata (thorny skate) is the source of this 1432-nucleotide messenger RNA. RefSeq names its product C-X-C chemokine receptor type 2-like. Lineage: Eukaryota; Metazoa; Chordata; Chondrichthyes; Rajiformes; Rajidae. Gene Ontology annotation, biological process: neutrophil chemotaxis; immune response; G protein-coupled receptor signaling pathway. Gene Ontology annotation, cellular component: external side of plasma membrane; membrane. Gene Ontology annotation, molecular function: C-C chemokine binding; C-C chemokine receptor activity; C-X-C chemokine receptor activity. The coding region runs from base 268 to 1377 and encodes 369 amino acids. The record is from RefSeq and is a predicted model, not a curated record. The transcript has 2 exons.